Molecule: messenger RNA, 570 nt
Organism: Dictyostelium discoideum AX4
Lineage: Eukaryota; Evosea; Eumycetozoa; Dictyosteliales; Dictyosteliaceae
Exons: 3
Coding region: 1-570 (189 amino acids)
Source: RefSeq, a predicted model, not a curated record
AUGAAUGAAAUGAAAUAUGAAGCAACAUGCACAUUUCACCCCAUUCCAAAUCGUCAAUUACUGUCUGAAAUUGCAUGUCUUAAUAAACCUUUAGGUGUAGAAUUAAAGUUUUGGAAAAAGUUACCAUUAAUUGAAUUAAAAAUUGAUGGUUUACAAUUUAGUCAUUUAGUUAAUAAUGAUCUAACUCAAUUAAAACAUUUAAAACUUUAUUCUUGUCCUUCUUCAUUACAUGCAAGUACAUUACAACCAGGUGCUUUGAUAUCUUUGAAUAAAAGAUGUCCAACUUUAAAAACACUUGCAAUUCAGGUACCAUUUCAUUUAAUAAACAAACAUUAUCAUGGAUGUAAAAUAACUAAACAAUGUUUUAAUGGAGAUAAUCUUUCAAAAAAUAUUUCCAAAGAAUGGAAUGAAUUGAUAGUCACACUUUCUAAUAAUACAUCAAUUGUGAAUCUAACCAUUUCAAAUUUUCCAUGCGAAUAUUUUCUAGACCCAAUAAAAUGUUAUCAAUAUUCAAAUUUAGAAUUUAAUGAAAAUACAAUCAAAUAUGAUAAAAAUAAUUUAAAUAUAUAA